GAUUGCGGGACCUGCGCCCUCCCUGAAAUUAUCACCCGAUUACGAACUUCGAAUACAAAAAGACAAUAGACGGAUUACCACCACAUUAGAAACAACAAGAGUGCACGGAACGAUGCAAGUUGCGUCCAGGGCCAGUCGCCAGCGAUGGGGCUCGAAUGGCUGCCUAAUAGCGCGGCGACAGCAGCGCGCUGUGCAGCCACUGCGCGCACAGCGGGGCGAUGGCCCCAGCACCAGCGGCCGCGGCGCCACCGCCCCUGAUGGCGCCACGGACCCGGAAGUGGGCGCCGGACUCAAGGCCGUCUGGUACGGCGCGGAGACGUUCGGAAAGCUGGUCAGCCUCGCGCGCGGGCCCCAGCAGCAACAGCAGCAGAGGGCUGCGGCGGGGGCGGGUGCAGGCAAGGUGAUGGACCGUGCCGAGAUCCUGGCUUCAAUCCGCGCCGAUUACGACGAACAGUAUUUCGUUCGCGGCGUGAGCGAAAUGUCGGCGUACGAUCCGCAAUGCGUCUUUGCGGACCCGUUUGUGAGCUUCUCCGGCACGCAGCGCUUCAAGCAGAACGUGUCAAACCUGGGCGGCCUCAUGUCAGACAUCAAACUUGAUGUGUACGACUGGCAGGAGGGUGACAACACGCUGACCACGCGCUGGCGCUUCUCCUGUCUGCUGGACCUGCCCUGGCGGCCGCGCCUGGCGGCAGCGGGCGGCACCACACACGUCAUCGACCCAGCGCGCGGCCUGGUGGUGCGACACGAGGAGCGGUGGGAGGUGGAGCCGGCGAAGGUCGUGGCACAGCUGUUCACGCCGGCAGCCAAGGUGCCUUCAAACGCGUGGGAGACCUUCCUCUUGUCGGCAUCAGCAGGGGACGUGCAGGGCAUGUGGUUCGUGUUGAACCCGCUGUUCCUCAAGGCCAGCGCCGCGCUGCUGGUCGCCUCCUUCGCGCUGUCGCUGGUGAACGGCGGCGAGGGGCUGCUGCCGGGGCCGGCGGUGGUGGCUGUGCAGGUGGCGCUAGGCGGCUGCCUGGUGGUGGAGGUGCUCAAGUUCGCACAGGGUAUGCAGGGUGGUGAGACUGGCACUGGCGGCCGGUUCUGAGGACCGAUGUGGAGAGCGGAAACGCAGGACUGCAUGCGGGAUGGAGCCGGCGUCAAGCAUGAGUGCAAUUGUUUUCGUGCGAGAGAUAUGGAACUAAGAUAUACUGGGCCGGUCAGUCAGUAGACAUGGGCAAAACAGCCGCAAGGGGCGUGGAACACUGGCGCACUGGAUGUUUCGGCCACGGCCGUCUGAGAGUUGUACACGGUAUAUGGCGAGCCGCGGGGUGGCAGACACGCAGCACGUUUCGUGGGCAGACACAGGAAGUUUCGUGGGCGGUGUGGGUAGGCGUUGGACAGAGUUGUACACGGUUCACAGUAUGUGGCGUUGAAGUAAGAUACGAGUUGCGCCUACACCUGCUUUUGUGAGCAUGGCCGUUGAGGGUUUUUUGACUGUCACAAUGUCACACUGGAAUGGAACACGUGGACAUGUGGAUGCGCCGGAAGCCGCGUACCCAGCGCUUUGCUCGACACCGCAUGCCUAGUGUAGUAGGCUGGCAAUCAGCACCGGUAAUUGUCGGGUGGCAAUAAGACCAGUAAGACGGGGAUAUCGUACGCUGCACACUAUCGGGACCGCGCCACCCUGCGCCUUCCCCACGCCCUUACCCUGCUCCAUUCCUGCACCAGUAAGAUAAGCA
This is a messenger RNA of Chlamydomonas reinhardtii, 1718 nucleotides long. RefSeq lists its product as uncharacterized. The coding region runs from base 113 to 1084 and encodes 323 amino acids. The record is from RefSeq and is a predicted model, not a curated record. NCBI's taxonomy places the organism in Eukaryota, Viridiplantae, Chlorophyta, Chlorophyceae, Chlamydomonadales, Chlamydomonadaceae. The transcript has 9 exons.